This is a messenger RNA of Podarcis raffonei (Aeolian wall lizard), 5945 nucleotides long. It is a transcript of the gene TMEM259, whose product is annotated as transmembrane protein 259. Lineage: Eukaryota; Metazoa; Chordata; Lepidosauria; Squamata; Lacertidae. Gene Ontology annotation, cellular component: endoplasmic reticulum. The coding region runs from base 1513 to 3663 and encodes 716 amino acids. The record is from RefSeq and is a predicted model, not a curated record. Gene Ontology annotation, biological process: response to endoplasmic reticulum stress; positive regulation of ERAD pathway. The transcript has 11 exons.
GGCGGGGCGAGGAGGAGGAGGAGGAGGAAGAGGAGAUGGGAGGGAAGAGAUCCAAACAAGAUGGCGGCGGCCGGCGCGGACGCGAAGGGGGACUGAGAGGAGGCAGCUCGGCGGCGGGGCGCUCCUUCGCCGGCCCCCCCUCAGAGGAGGCGCCCCGAAAAGGAGGGGAGAAGCCGGCCCAGCUGGAGCCUCCCUCCCCGUAGGGCCUCGCUCCCACCCCAGCCUGGUUUCCUGUCACCCCCCCUCCCCACACCUAUUGACAUCUGUGGGGCGGCUCUCUCUCUUUUUUGGGGGGGUGGGCCCAUUUUGGGGGGGAGAGUUAGUCCUCCUUCCUCCCUCGCCCCCUCCCUUGUAUUUCUUUUUUUGGGGGGAAAGGUGUCUGUUCCCCCACCCUCCAGUUCUGAAGGGGAAGGGUGUAUAUGUGGGGUUUGGGGGCCCCCCGCAAUCGCCCCACAUCCAUCUUCCUCCUUCCCCCCCCUAGAUUGGGGUGUUUUAAAAUAGGCAUAUUCCUCCUCCCUUUAAUAUCUUCCUUAUAUCUAUCUUUCACCCCCACCCUUCGAUUUUGGGGUCUGCUUAGCAUUCCAGCCAACCCCCCAAAAAGGAAGGGGCUUUAAGACUCCUUUUCUCUUUCUCCCCUUUUUGAGGCUGGCAUUUCCUCCCCCCCCCAUUCAACCUGAUCCUCUUCCCACAACGGUGGGAUUUGGCAGCCCUCAACAUCUAAAGCAAAGGUUUUAACACCCCCACCCCUUUUUCUUUUCCUCUCCCCAGCCCAACUUGGGGUGUUUUAAACUUAGGCAUCCCCCCCCCUAAUUAUUUUGCUAGCAUAGUCUCUUCUUUGUCUGACCCUUUCCCCCAAUUUAAAGAAGGGCUUCACCACCUCUCCUCACCACACAUAUUUGGCUCCCCCCCUUAAGAAAACCCACAACUUGAUCUCUUUAGGAUCUCUCUCUGCCUCCCCCCUCGGAACCCUACCGUGUUGGACCCCCCCAGACUCCCUUUUGCUCUGUUGUCUUGGGGUAGCUCCUCUUCUUUCUGGGGACUAUUAGUGUUGCACCCCUCCGACCCAAAAGUCCCAUUAGAUUCAGUCUCUCCCCGCCCCCCCCCCCCGCUACCUUCCAACAUUAUAUAAAUUGCAACCUAGGAAGCUUAACAUUCUCCCUCCCUUGCUUUCUUUGGGUGACUUUUCAAAAGUAUCUGAGGUGCCUCCCCCCCCCCAAAAAAAAAUUCCCACCGGAUUACAAAGUUACUGAAACUUUUGCAUCAGCCCAUUUAAAAGACAAUUUCUCUUUAUCCUGCUGUGCGUGGAUUUAUUUUUUCCCGCUUGUGGGGAAGGAGUGACUCUUUUUUUUCCCCCCACCUCCCCCUCGGCCGCUUCUCCCCACCCCCUGGAGAAACCUUACCAAGACGACCCCUCAGGCUGCUUCCUGAACACUUUCUCUUCUCCAAGCAAAGUUGGGCUGCCCACCAAAUCUGAAUUCGCCUGUGGAAAGCUAACACCUGUCUUGGAAAAGGAUGUCAGAGAACCAAGCCAACCACCACCACCACCCAAUGAACAAUAAUGUGGGUGGUAGGGCCCCUGCCGGAAACAACCGUGGGGUCCGCAACCUCAACCAGAACCCCCUCAUCAACGUACGUGACCGCUUGUUCCAUGCCCUUUUCUUCAAGAUGGCCGUCACCUACGCCCGCCUCUUCCCACCUUCCUUCCGUCGUAUAUUUGAAUUCUUCGUACUUCUCAAGGCCCUGUUUGUGCUCUUCAUCCUGGCGUAUAUCCACAUCGCCUUCUCCCGCUCCCCCAUCAACUGUCUGGAGCACGUCCGAGACAAGUGGCCGCGCGACGGGAUCCUGCGGGUGGAGAUCCAGCGCAACUCCAGCCGCGCCCCCAUCUUCCUCCAGUUCUGCGAGAGCGACCGCUUCCCGGGUAUGGUGGUUGAGGCAGCUGGCGGGGAGGAGGAGGAGGAAGAAGAGGAGGAGGAAAUGAGCGUGGAGAUGUUUGAGAACAGCUCCAUCAAGUUUGAGCUGGAUAUCGAGCCCAAGGUCUUCCUCAAGCCCUCCCGCCUGGGCGGCGCCAAGGUGCCAGCCCCCAACGAGAGCCAAGAGUUCUCCUUCAGCGGCGAGUCGGCGUCUAAAGGUAUGCAGCCCCUCAGCGAGACGGUGUCCCAGUUUGAGAUGCUAGCCAAAGCAGUCUGGCCCCAGGAAGAGUACAUCGUGGAAUACUCCUUUGAAUACGGGUUCCUUCGCUUGUCGCACAGCACCCGCCAGCGCCUCAGCAUCCCUGUCAUGGUGGUGACGCUGGACCCCACUCGUGACCAGUGCUUUGGAGACCGGUUCAGCCGCCUGCUCCUGGACGAGUUCCUCGGCUACGACGACAUCCUCAUGUCCAGCGUGAAAGCCUUGGCUGAAAACGAAGAGAACAAAGGAUUCCUCCGCAAUGUGGUAUCUGGGGAACACUACCGAUUCAUCAGCAUGUGGAUGGCGCGGACCUCGUACCUGGCAGCGUUCGUCAUCAUGGUCAUAUUCACGCUGUCUGUCUCCAUGCUUCUGCGAUACUCGCACCACCAGAUCUUCGUUUUUAUCGUGGACCUUCUGCAAAUGCUGGAGAUGAACAUGACCAUUGCCUUCCCGGCAGCCCCGCUGCUGACCGUCAUCUUGGCUCUUGUGGGCAUGGAGGCGAUCAUGUCCGAGUUCUUCAACGACACCACCACAGCCUUCUACAUCAUCCUCAUCGUGUGGCUGGCAGACCAGUACGACGCCAUCUGCUGCCACACCAACACCAGCAAGAGGCAUUGGCUGAGGUUUUUCUACUUGUACCAUUUUGCCUUCUAUGCCUACCAUUACCGCUUCAAUGGGCAAUACAGCAGCUUGGCACUGGUCACAUCGUGGCUUUUCAUACAGCAUUCCAUGAUCUACUUUUUCCACCACUACGAGCUGCCGGCCAUCCUGCAGCAAAUCCGGAUCCAGGAGAUGUUGCUCCAGAACCAGCAGGGUGGGGCCCAGACCACCCUGCAGGACAACCUCAACAACAACAACACCGUUGCUCCCGCUGACCCGGCCGGACCGCGGCCCCACCUGGACGGGGGCCCCGCUGGGGACGGCCCCCUGGCACCCGAGGAUGCCCACACAGCAGCCGUCGUAGCCGCCACGGUGGCCUCCCUGGGCGACAACUUCAACUGGGUGGCGGAGACCGCCGUCAUCGCAGAGGCCUCCUUCAUUUCCAACCUGAGCGGCUCCCUCCUGGACCCCAGCGUCGCGCCAGAAGCAGCCGGGCCCAGCGGGGACCUCCAGGACGUAGCGUCUGCCUCGAGUGUCAUGACCCGCCUUCUGGUCAGCAGCGACCUCGCAGAGGCUCCUGUAGGGUCCAUUGCCAUCGAGGUCACGUCCACCGCUGGGGUUCCCUCACCAGGCGGAUCGGCUUCUUCUGCUGCUGCUGCCGCCACCCCCCUCAGUCCAGCCCGCGAGGACAACCCACAACCUCCAGAGAGCUCAGCCGGCCGCGGCAAACCCCCGGACACAGACUGCCUUGCAGGCCGCUGUCCACUCGGCUCUGCUGCAAGCGGGGCCCCAGGCGAGGCCUCCGAGGAGGGACUCGCGCAGGCGGACUCCUCGGCGCCGGCGCCUUUGGACAGUGCGGCUGAUGCAGGCCCAGAUUCCCGCCGCCUCUCCUGAGCUUCCUGGCGGACGGGAUGCUUCUCAGUUCGACCGUCCAUUCUCCCUGGGCUCACCUGCAAUUCCUCCGUUGAGGAGGUGCAGAGCUUGAAAGGCCAGAGGGAGAGGGAGAGAACCGGGCCCCCCCUUUCUCUCUCUCUCCCACCCCUUCUUCCUCCAAACCCAGGAAAGGAAGGAAAAAAUGUGAAUAAAAAAACGAGGGGCUCACACCCAUAGCCAGUUCGCCCCCCGCAUUUGAAGAGAGUCCUCUGGUUCCUUCCUGUUGGGCAUACGGAGCCACAGCCCCCCGCCAGUCUCUCUGCCCCCCACCCCACCAAGCUUUUUUCAAAUCAUGGGACUCCUCGCCCCUCCUCCUUUGGUGUCUGCCGGAGAUGUGGACUUAAUUUUGCCCUGGAAUUACUGCAGUUUUUUUCCCUGUGCUUCUCUGCUUUUGUCAGGAGGGGGCGCUGGGGAGGCGACCGAAACGGGUAUCAUGGCGAACUCUGUGUCCGGGGAGGGGAGGAAACGGGUGGCUGCUGGAGAAGGACUUGAGACCCUUGUGCGGAAGGGGGCCCUGAAGAUGAACCCCCUUUAAAUCUGGGGUUCCUGGCAGCCACCGCUCUCAAAGAUCUGUCACCCCAGAAGCGCUGGAGUCAUAGAAAGUUCUGCCUGGUUUUUUCCUUUCCUUUUUUCCUUUUUAGCAUGGGGGACAGACUGCAUUUUACUCUGAAAGAAGCCGCGUUUAUAGACGCAUAUACGCAGCCUCUUUCAGAGUAAAACAGCAGUAGAUCUUUCUUGUUAGAAAGGCGCUUUUAAAAAUUAACGUGAUGGGGAAGAUCUGGAGGUGGAUUCUAUCUCUCUCUUGAUAAGGAAGCCCUUUUUGGCCACUGGGGAAGGGGGUCCUCAGAAAGCCACCCCCCCAAACGUUUGGCUGACUUUGCAGUGGCUUGCCUGGUCGCUGGACUGUGUGUCAUCGUCCCCCCACCUCCCUGUUUUUAACCUCUACAUAGGAAAGCCCAGAAGUUAUUUUGUUCCCAGAGCUCCAAGGUUCUAGCAAGUUGCAUCUUAACGGUGCAUCCUUAGCGACUGCAAGAGGGAGCAGCUCCUGAUUUUCAGUCUGACAUGGCCAUCAUGAGAGAGGACCAGGUGGCUCUCAAUACCCUUUCUUAAAUGAGGGGGCUUUUUGGGUGCUUUAAAAAUUGGGUGGUGUGUUUUUUUUAAGCUGUCAUUUGGUGAGAACCCUUGCAGCUCCCUCUCUCUUAUGCCCUUGCACAGAUGUUGACAGGUGAACUCAGUUCAUGUUUUAUGCAGCGUGGCAAUUUAGGAAUAUUCUCCACUCCCCCACCCUAAAAAGCUUCCUAGCCCAGUGCCUUAUCUCGUAAGCAGGAUGUGUUUUGAAGAGUGUGCACAUCAAAAAAUGCCACCUAAGUUCCUGGAAACAUAAAGAAGAGAGUGGGGUGGGGGGCAGGGGGCACCCCUCCCGGAAAAGGACCCGCUUCCCAGGAGUCUUUGCCCAUCCCUUUCUGGAGCAGAGCUGUACCCCUUAAAUUGUGGGGUGUAUGUGUGUGUGCGCUAGCUGGGAAUAGGAAGCAUCGUAGAACGCAGCUGGCUCCAAACUUUUGAGUGCCUUUGUACUCAGGUGAUCUAGCAAUAGCAAGGGGAAUUCCGAGGCUGGAAGGUUCAGGGGGUAGCGCGGCUGGACCUAAGGAAACCCUGCCCUGUCCUGCCACAUGGUCCCUGGGAGCAGGCAGGAGCCAAGGACCCUGGGAAUCUUAAUUCUUAUUUUUUUAGUUCUGCCAUGAGGUGCAAAGUGCAGUAGGCAGGUACACCCUUAAGCAAGCAGCAGCCUUUUUCGAGACUGGAGCCCAGGAGCGUCUGUGAGAUGCUCUGAUUUUGCAGUCAAAAUCACCUUUGGCUGCUGUGCUCUACCCUAAAGCCAGGGAAGGGAGAACCCCUUAGAUGGGUGACGUGAAAGUAGUUUUGGGGUGGAGGGUGGGUUGGCCGACAACAAGCAUAGUGGUGGUAUUUCCCCCCCCCCAACCCCCAUUCAUGUGCAAUAUGUUGGUGGGAUCAUUCGCUGCCCGCCCACCCACCGCUGCUUGGCAAUGGAGUGCUUGUAGGUAACCGGACAUUAGGGUUUUUACGUUGUAGUCGUCAGGCAGAAAGGAUUGAGGGGUUGAGAAAAAGAGAAGAAUCACACCAAACUAUACCAGGAAUGAAGAGUAGAGUUCAUUCUAUUUAAUGUACAAAAAAGUAUGUAUAUAUUAUAUAUAUUAUAUAUAUAAUAAAUACUAUAUCUAACA